Rangifer tarandus platyrhynchus (Svalbard reindeer) is the source of this 936-nucleotide messenger RNA. Lineage: Eukaryota; Metazoa; Chordata; Mammalia; Artiodactyla; Cervidae. The record is from the annotation of a GenBank genome assembly.
AUGCGCAGCUUCCUGGGACUCUGCCUGCGCGCAGGACGACCAGGGGAAAAAGAAGGGGCCUCCCGCAGUUCUCCCCGCCUGGCUCUUCCAGACCCCUGUGACCUCACCUCGACGCCCGGCCACACCCCAGGGCCAGGAUCCGUGCCCUUCACCGGCACGACCACGUGUGAAGGAGCCGCAGCAGACGGCAGCCCGCCCGUCCCCACUCCGCGAAGGGGUGGAGUGCAGGGGUCAGGGGGCAGGUCAGGGGGUCAAGGGGAGGGAGUCGUGGAGUGCAGCGGCCGUCGGGGAGGCGCGGGCCACACCGGGGGCAGGAAGACGGGGAGAAGUGGGGUACACAAAUGGCGGGGUACACAAACUGUGGGGAGGGGCGGGGGAUGGCUGGGCGCCCCGGGUACAGCAGGGGUACGCGGGGGAGGGGAAGAGAGGAGGAGGGGGCGGGCACACUGGGGCGGGGCGGGCCCGGCCCAUUGUGGCGGGCGGGUCGGAGGGUGGGGCCCACAGCGGUUCCAGAAUGCCCUAGAAGGCGGAGCCGAGCCUAAGAAAACUUCCGCUCGACAGCUUCCGCCCGGCCGCUUCCGCUUCCGGCUCGUGGCGCGCCUGCGCCCUGGCCUCAGUCGUCUGGGGCCGCUCGGGUUUCCGUUGUGCACGCGGACGCUGUCCCGCCGCGGCGUCCAUGACCCGGAGAUUUCAUCUCGCGACUGCGAGGAGUCUCGGCCCCGCGUUGCCCGGAGGGGCACGCCUCGGAGAUGCCCCCAGCUGUCCGCGCCCCGACCCCCCGGGUCCCCGUGGCGUGUGGGGGCCUCGGAAGGUCCGCCCGCGGUGCCCGCGCCUGGACGGAUGGAGGGGCGAGGUUGCUCGAGAGGAAUCACACAGCAGGCGAGGGAGGGCCUGGGAGUGCUCCCCGGGUUUAUUAGUGUCGCAUCAGCACCUUAA